UAUAAGGAAGACCACGGGGAACGGACCAUUGUGGAGUCAGAACCGGGCCCGGAAAGGCUGAAGAGCUCAGAAACACAAGGCGAGCCAGCAGAAGCAGCCGCGACCAAACUCGCAGCCUGCUGUCAUGGAGACGGCCGUGUGGUUCGUCCUCCUGGGCUUCCUGGCCGUGGGUGGAGUGGGACACGAGCUCCAGGACGACAGGCAUCUGGAGUCCAGCGACGGCCGGCACGGUGACCCGAGAGACAGCCUGACGGAGACGCCCGCGGGGGCCCUGGUGAGUGCAGCCCUGGUACCGGGAUUACACCAGAGCCUCUCCGAAAAUAUCAUCCAAACAGACUCCACAAUUCAAGCUACAAUUUUCACAGACAGUGACAAUAAUGGGAGACACGGACUGGACGAGCGCGUCCUGACAGCCGUGCUGCGCUCGCUUUUCCAAGGGUUCGAGAGGAGUGACCGUAACCCCUCGAUCCUCUACCAGCCACAGAGGUUUGGGCGUGGUGCAAGAGGAGGUCUGGGUUCCUACGGGCGAAUGCACUCUCAGGACUGGGAGAUGGCACCGGGGGAGAUAUGGAGCAUGGCUGUGCCACAGAGGUUUGGCAAGAAGUAGGGAGGAGGCGAAAGAGAGCUGAGAGUCAACUGCAGGGGAGCGGGAAGAAUUCAAACACCAUGAAUAAAACAUCCACACAUUCAUUAAAAAUGAUCAGACCUCUGUCUCCAAACAUUUCAGUGCCACACCUGAAGCCACGCCCACCUUCCCCCUGGCCAAUGACAGCGCUCUACUGCAACCACACCCACUGACUCAUAAGCUGGUCUAUGAGACCAGGAAAAAAAAAAGUCAAGAAUGGAAUAAUACUGCAUUUGCUGUAAAUAGGCUAUUGAUUGCAUCCAAUAACUGACAAACUCCUUCCUGUGUUUGUUCAAUGGAAGCUUGUAAUGUGUAUUCCUGUCCUGUGUACCUCACUGGUAAACCAGCAAGAAAGAUACUUCCGCAAGACAGCUGGUCUUCCUUUGUCUUUGACGACUCAUCUGACAUCACAAAGGGAAGCGAUCACGUCUGCUUAUGAAACACUCCCUGUAACGUGUGUUCGUAUGUAUAAAUUUAUAU
Molecule: messenger RNA, 1105 nt
Organism: Brienomyrus brachyistius
Lineage: Eukaryota; Metazoa; Chordata; Actinopteri; Osteoglossiformes; Mormyridae
Gene: npffl
Product: neuropeptide FF-amide peptide precursor like
Exons: 3
Coding region: 125-607 (160 amino acids)
Molecular function (GO): neuropeptide hormone activity
Source: RefSeq, a predicted model, not a curated record